Molecule: messenger RNA, 5170 nt
Organism: Chiloscyllium plagiosum (whitespotted bambooshark)
Lineage: Eukaryota; Metazoa; Chordata; Chondrichthyes; Orectolobiformes; Hemiscylliidae
Source: RefSeq, a predicted model, not a curated record
CUUGUCUGCGUGCUUUUCCGCGACAUUUUAAUAUUUUUUGUCGCUUAAAACGUGUCCCGCCGUAAGACUGUUCGAAAAAGGCCCGAAGCCCUUUUUUUUCUCUCCAAACCAACGCCAACGACCUCUCCGCUUCUUGUCAAGACGGCGCUAACGGCGAGACCUCCACCUGGAAACUACUUUCGCCUCAACUUUCCUCUGCCCUCUCAGCCAAACUUGAGGAGGUGGUAAGGCCUGAUGGACGCGACGGAGAGCCAAUAGGAGUCGUAGUCGCCCCUAGCAACGCUCCAAAGAGGUGGUGAUCUCUGAGGAUGGGCCAAUCCGCGCGGAGAAUCCCGCCGGAGCCCGCAAGUUCGGUGGAAGCUGGCGGCCGGCGGGUAAUGCGCAUGCACAAAGGAGUUGCCCUGGUGCUGGAUUGGAAAUAGGUUUAUAAAAAAUCCCAGCGGUGAUAUAAAAAAAACAGCAAGAGAGGGAGACAGAAAUGAGGGAAGAAGCUGCUGCAACCCUUGCCUAGAAAAAAGGACUACACGAAAGAAGGAACGUGAAAGAAUUCAGCUGUUCCAUCUGUAUUGUCAGUUUGACUUAAGGAUGUGUUGUCUCUCAAAAAAUGUACAAAAGAAGACAAAAAUGGAAGAUUUGUCGAGACCUUUGAUGGUGCUAAACUUGUAGUAGCCCAUCGUUUUAACCGUGAUGAUAUUCUAAAAUUCCAAGGUUUGGCAUUGGUUUGCAUGGCAAAGUAACCGUGGAGAAGCCAGGCUACCACAAACUUAUGGAUUUUGAUAAGAGAGGGGGGAGGGGUGACACGGAAGAAACGAGAAGAAUGUCAAAAUCUGGCGGGCGCGGAACCAAUUGUGGCCGGAGUACAGGGACCAGUUCUGGAGUCUUAAUGGUUGGUCCCAACUUCCGCGUGGGGAAGAAGAUUGGAUGUGGGAAUUUUGGAGAGCUUCGUCUGGGUAAGAAUUUACUUUUUAAUGGAAUUGUGAGCUUGAGGAUUGAACCUAUAAAAUCCAGGGCGCCACAACUUCAUUUGGAGUACAGAUUCUACAAACAGCUGGGAAAUGCAGAGGGAAUUCCUCAGGUUUACUACUUCGGCCCUUGUGGAAAGUACAAUGCCAUGGUAUUAGAAUUGCUGGGACCUAGCUUGGAGGAUUUAUUUGAUCUUUGUGAUCGAACGUUUUCCAUUAAAACUGUAUUAAUGAUAGCCAUACAGUUGAUUACACGAAUGGAAUUUGUACACAGCAAAAGUUUGAUAUACAGAGAUGUUAAACCAGAGAAUUUCUUAGUAGGCCGACCAGGGAGCAAACGGCAACAUACCAUUCACAUCAUAGACUUUGGCCUUGCCAAAGAAUACAUAGAUCCAGAGACCAAAAAGCACAUCCCAUACCGAGAGCACAAGAGCUUAACUGGGACAGCACGCUAUAUGAGCAUAAAUACGCACCUUGGCAAAGAACAAAGUCGAAGGGAUGACCUUGAAGCAUUAGGACACAUGUUUAUGUACUUCCUGCGUGGUAGUUUACCUUGGCAAGGUCUGAAGGCUGAUACUUUAAAAGAGAGGUAUCAGAAAAUAGGUGACACCAAACGAGCAACGCCAAUUGAAGUCUUAUGUGACAAUUUCCCAGAAGAAAUGGCAACAUACCUCCGCUAUGUACGAAGACUUGAUUUUUUUGAAAAACCAGACUAUGAAUAUCUGCGAAAACUCUUCACUGAUUUGUUUGAUAAAAAUGGUUUUGUGUUUGAUUAUGAAUAUGACUGGGUUGGAAAACCACUACCAACUCCUAUUGGUUCAAUCCAUGCUGACAUACCACUCUCGCCACCCAACCGAGAUAAGGCACCACAACAAACCAAACAGGUGGUGAGCUCAACAAAUGGUGAGCUUAACACAGAUGACCCCACAGCAGGACACUCCAAUGCACCCAUUACAGCCCCAGCAGAAAUUGAAGUGGCAGAUGAUACCAAGUGCUGUUGUUUCUUCAAGAGGCGGAAGAGGAAAACCAUUCAGCGGCAUAAGUGACUCUGGAAACUGCUGUGAGAUUUACGUGUGUGUUCUGCGACUUUCCAGUCAUACUAAAUUCAGAAAUCCAUCUCUUUUGUGGCAGACAUAUGCUGUUGUCUAAGAUCAUGACUUUUCUGCCCAGAAUUUUGGGCUUCUGACAUUGGUACUCUUUUCUGCUGUGAAGUUCUUAUUGGUGGACUUGGCAAAUGCACCAUGCAAAAUUUUUACUUCCUUUACUGUGGGAGUCCACGAAAGCAUCGUCUCCGAAAUGUGCAUUAAAUAGGAUUAGUUCUCUCAGUGGGAUCAAGGCAGUGUUGAGUUCAAGUUUUUAAAAAGUUCCAGAAUGGAAAUAGCAGGAAUUACUUCAAGAUUUUUGUAUGAUGUUGAUUUAAUUUGAAACUCAACUCUCGACAUGCUUCAUUCAUCUCCAGUGUUAUGUAAUCGCAAGUCAUGCGAUAACCUUUUUCUAUUUUUUCCCCCCUUUUGUUUUGAUCAAUCUGAAUGCGUGGUGUAGUCACUGUCAUUGGGUACUGUUGGGAUAAGGAAAUACCUUGUAGGCUCCUUAUCUUUAAUUGCACUUUCGAUAACAGUUUGUAAGAGCUUUUGGAUCUGAUUGUGCAAAAACUGUUUCUAAAUGUACCUUUUUAAGGGAAUACAAAAACAGUAGGAAACGUAGCAUGUUUUUAAAUGUAAUAAUGUUUGCAAAAUGUAAGUGAAACAGUUACAUUAUUAAACUGGGUAGAAUUAAUGUGAUAGUUCACAGAAAACGAAAUCUUGUUCAAAUUCAGAUCUAGUUUGAGCUUUUAAGAUCCAGAUGUCAUUUAGGGCUGUAUGUGAAUUGGAGAUGGUCAUCAUCGAAAUUUAGCAGCUGAAUCAUGUGACAAAAAGGGCACUUCAGACACAGUAUGUCGAUGUGCCUUUUAGUAGAGGCACUUUUAUGUUGGGUCUUGGCAGAACAACCCAGUUAAUAGGGUAAGAGUUUGGUAUAGUUGAAGGUUUCUGCCAUAGUCAUGCCAUUUAAUAAAAGAUCAACACACAGGUUUUGUCAGCAAUACCCAAUUGAAGAACCAGGUAAGCAGAAAGAGGAUUUAAUAUUUCAAAACAUUUGGCAUUGACAAGCUUACAGAAAAGUACUUUGGAAGACAAAAUUCUUGACCUAGUUCAACUUGUUGAGUAUGAAAAUGAUAAAAGAACUUUGAAAAGUUUUCAGUGUAGACAGGAGCAGUGAAGAAGGACAAAUUAGCAAUGAUUUAUGAAAGCCUAUCAGAGCAAGGAACAUUCUUGAGGUUUCAAUUACUUUGGAAAGUUAGUCACCUAAACUGUGACUAAGUACCUCAAUUUCUGGAUUGGAAGCCACAGCUAGUCUUAAAUGGGACAAAUUAAUUUGUAGCAAGUCUUCAUUUCAGAAGUUUACUGAUUACCAAUUUUACCCAUAGCUUUCAAUGUGCUCUAUGAUGAUCGUAUAGCCAUAUUUUUGGUGUGUCGAACUACAAAGAUUUUAUGCACAAUUUUCUUUCAAAAAUCGAUUGUUUUUACUUUGAAAGACAUUUCAUUUAAAAGUUACACCAUUUUAGAGCCCACUGUAUUUCCCUUUUUUGUUUUAAGGCUGCAGGUUUUUCUCAGGAAAUUAGGGUACUUAAAAUGGACCCCUGACAAGACUGGGCUAUUGACUGAUUAUCCAUCUCAAUAGAUUCUUGUUGACUCUAGGUACAGGAGAAGUUUGGAUUGCAAACUUCAACCUAGAGUGAAUCAUUGGUGUCCUGCACGUAGCUAAGCUUUUAGAUUAAGUCCCUUACUAUGAGUCGUCUUUACAGAAGCAGUUUCCAUUGGUGCAGUACUUAACAAGAGGUCCACUUCUGGUGCAGAGAAACACUCAUCCACAACCACGUGCAACGUUUUCUUUGUGUAACAUUGAAUUUUUAGUUGGUUAAUUUUUUUUUUGAAUGCUUAAGUGUUGUUGUGGAUAGUGUCCAUUUGCCAGUGAGAUGUAAGAGGGAGGCCAACACAGAAACAAAAGGUUAGCUGUUACUGGUCGCCGUGGUGAAAUUUGUUUGUUCUUGGAUCGGGCUAAAAUAUUAAUGAAGAAAUACAAUUCUAAAUGGUUUUUCUAAGGAGAUAAACUGAAGUAAUUUUUUUUGCCUUUUGUUUUCUUUCCAAAAUCUCAUUGAGUAUUUGAAGACUUAGUUUGGCCAGUAUGGUUAAAGCACUUCUGAAAUCUAAUUUCAGGUGUGUCUGGUCCUUUCCAUAUGUUAAAAUAGAAGAUGAUUUUAGGUGGAGAAUUACACUUGUAGGUUUUUUUAAAAAAUAAUGUUAAGCAUUGUGUUCACAAAUAUCUUGUGGGCUGUUAUCAUUUUCCGAAUAUUGGGAAUUCAAAAUGUCAGAUAUGAGACUGCCCAAAGGUGUUUUUAGUUGAGGCUAGUAUUGCACACUUGUACUUUUAUUAAAUUCCACCCCCAAAAUAAACUAAUUUACAGUUAGAUACUAUAGACCUGUCCUGAGAGAAGGCAGAAUUGAUUUUGGAGUUGCCUAAAACAUGCACUUUCAUAGUGGUGAUCUCAAAUCUGCACAAUCAAUGUUUAAUUUCCCUUGGACAGUAAAAUUAUGGAGUCAAGUGAUGAGCAGAGUGUAUCUUUAAAAAUAUAAACCUAAAGUUUGGUGGGCUGUUGACGGUCAUACCUUAUUUUAAUACUUAUUGUUGUAUAUAGACUUUCAAAAAUUUAUGUGGGUAGUUUAAGCUGCCAGAAAUGAGCAAACGUUUGACUGUGAAUCAUCUCCAUUUCCACUUAAAUGGAUAGAAAGAGGAGUCUCAAAAAUGUCAAGGCAGUGCAAUGAUACCCACGCAUGCUGAGCAAUGUUUUGCAAAAUUCAUUUGCUGCCUUUUCUGCCAGGAUGGGUCUUUUAUUGUCUGGAAUGCGAUAAUCAUGAUUGAUAUUAUUGUGAACAUUAAAAGGCGUAUUAAUGUUUCAGAUUUUGUUACCUUUUUGUGGUGAACCAUAAUGCUCAGAAUAGCACAAAAACUGAAGAUUGACCUGUGCAUUCUGUAUUUUGCCCAUAAUUUAACACUUAACAUAAAAUGGUCUCUAUCCACAACAAGCACGUGAGCAAUUUCAGUAUGCUGUCAUUAAUUUUGGUGACUGUAAAAAGUGAAAAGAACCAAAUAAAGGGAAUACAAGCAAUUUA